AGCAGCUGCUUCUCUCAGAGCAGAGUUUAGUUACAGACGGACAGAAUGCUGGAUUAACUGGUGCUGUGAGAUUAAACUGGAUUAACUGGUGCUGUGAGAUUAAACUGGAUUAACUGGUGAUCACAGAUUAAUUUACAGUUUAAGAUCUGAUACGCUGAGCUGCAGUCAUGGUGCAGAAAUAUCAGUCCCCAGUCAGAGUCUACAAAUACCCCUUCGAGCUCAUAAUAGCCGCCUAUCAGAGAAGAUUCCCCACCAGUCCACUCAUCCCCAUCUUUGUGCACAGUGAUGUUAUUAGUGAGAGCAGUAGUGAGGACGGGGCGACCCAUGUGAUCGAGCGAAGGUGCACUCUGGAUGUGGACGCUCCUCGACUGCUGAAACGGAUAGCAGGAGUGGAGUAUCUGUACUUCGUUCAGAAGAACACUCUGGACCGGCAGCAGAGAACUCUGCAUAUUGAAGCUUAUAAUGAGAGUUUCUCCAGCAGAGUGAUGGUCAGAGAACACUGCAGCUACACGGUGCAUCCAGAGAAUGAGGACUGGACGUGUUUUGAGCAGUCGGCCAGCAUGGACAUGAAGUCUUUCUUCGGCUUUGAGAGCACAGCUGAGAAGAUCGCCAUGAGGCAGUACGCUGCCAGCAUUAAAAAGGGGAAGGAGAUAGUUGAGUAUUAUCUGAGAGAGCUGGAGGAAGAGGGGAUAACCUUUAUCCCAUGCUGGUUCCCUCCUUCAACCAGCACCAAACCCAGUUCAGCCCGACCCGUCCCCACCAGCCGAGCCCCCGGCCGAGCCCACAGCAGCCCCGCCGACGCUCUACCAGCAUCUCCAGAAGAUAAGUUAGAUGCAGACUAUAUCCGGCGCUAUCUGGGGGAAUUGAACCCUCUGCAGGAGAGCUGCCUGAUCCGACUGAGACAGUGGCUGCAGGAAACUCACAAGGGAAAGCUUCCUAAAGACCAGCAUGUCCUGCGCUUCCUGCGGUCCCGCGACUUUAACCUGGAGAAAGCUCGGGAGGCGCUGUGCCAGACGCUCACCUGGAGGAAGCAGCACCAGGUGGACUUCCUGCUGGAUACGUGGGCGUGUCCUCAACUGCUGCACGACUACUACGCUGGGGGAUGGCACCAUCACGAUAAGGAUGGUCGUCCUCUCUAUAUCCUGAGGCUGGGACAGAUGGACACUAAAGGUCUGGUUCGGGCUUUAGGAGAGGAGUGUCUCCUCAGACAUGUUCUGUCCAUUAAUGAGGAGGGUCUCCGGCGCUGUGAGGAGAACACCAAGCUCUUCGGUCGACCAAUCAGCUGCUGGUCGUGUGUGGUGGAUCUGGAGGGGUUAAAUAUGAGGCACUUGUGGAGGCCGGGGGUUAAAGCUCUGCUGAGGAUUAUUGAGGUGGUGGAGGUGAAUUAUCCCGAGACUCUGGGGCGGCUCCUGAUCCUGAGAGCUCCCCGGGUUUUCCCCGUCCUCUGGACUCUGAUCAGUCCGUUUAUUGAUGAAAACACCCGCAGGAAGUUCCUGAUCUACGCAGGAAAUGAUUAUCAGAGCUCGGGGGGGCUGCUGGAUUAUAUCAGCUCAGAGUUCAUCCCGGAUUUCCUCGGGGGAGACGCUCAGUGUGACGUCCCCGAGGGCGGACUCGUCCCCAAGACGUUAUAUCACACCGCCGAGGAGCAGGAGAACCAAGAGCUCAAACUCUUCACGGAUACAAUCUACAAAACCGCCAGCGUGUUUAAAGGAGCUCCGCACGAGCUGCUGGUUGAGAUCACGGAGUGCUCGUCUGUGAUCACGUGGGAUUUCGACGUGGUGAGAGGAGAUAUCAUCUUCAGCAUCUUCCACUCUAAACGAGCUCCUCAGCCUCCCAGGAGAGAGACCCUGCCCGGGCUGGGCGGGAACAACCAGCAGGUGAUUGACAGGUCCUGGACACUGGGGCAGGACUUCAGCAUGGUGGAAACGGCCCUAAUCUGUAGAGAAGGAGAGAGUAUACAGGGUUCUCAUGUGACCCGCUGGCCCGGGUUCUAUAUUCUGCAGUGGCGUUUCCACAACACCCCGUCCUGCUCUGCGUCCACCCUGUCCCGAGUGGACGAUGUCCUGGCCUCGCUGCAGGUCUCCUCCCACAAGUGCAAGAUCAUGUUCUACACCGAAGUGCUGCAAUCCGCUGACUUCAGGGGUUCUAUGAGCAGUCUGGCCUCCAGUCACAGUGGUUUCUCUCAGCUCAGUGGUGCCACCACCUCCUCCACCCGCUCCAACUGCAGCUCCAUCACCUCCAGAUAGAUCAGAAACACACGACCUGCCCUUUAAUUACCCCCAAAAACCCCUAAACCCCUUACCUUACACACUGCACACAGAAUAUUUACAUUUAUAGAUGUAAUUCUAACAUAAACCCAGAUCAUCUGUGUAUUAAAUCCACAAAAGUCAUUUAGUCCUUUAUUAAUUGUUUCUGUUUAUUUGUAUUUUGUGUUUGUGUGAGUUGUUGCUGUACUAUAAGCACAUUUCAUGAUGUCAUAUGUGUUAUUCUUUCAGUCUUGUGUUUUAUUACAUGAACACUGUUAUGGUAAAAUGUUAAAUUUCAGUAACACUUUAUAAUAACUUUUAUUAAUACCGUGGCUGUCCUCUGAAAAACACUUUUCUUCAUUUUUAGUUUACUACAUCAUUUAACCAGACAAACUGUCCCUCAUACUGUGACAAAAUUUAUUGAUGAACGGACCAAUAGAAACUCUUCAAAAUGACCUGAAAUAAACUCUUUUUACAUUGA
This is a messenger RNA of Astyanax mexicanus (Mexican tetra), 2727 nucleotides long. Its product is annotated as SEC14-like protein 1. Bases 168 to 2246 code for a protein of 692 amino acids. Lineage: Eukaryota; Metazoa; Chordata; Actinopteri; Characiformes; Acestrorhamphidae. Gene Ontology annotation, cellular component: cytosol; cytoplasm. The transcript has 16 exons. Gene Ontology annotation, biological process: negative regulation of RIG-I signaling pathway. The record is from RefSeq and is a predicted model, not a curated record. Gene Ontology annotation, molecular function: RIG-I binding.